AUGUCAAAAGAAUAUAAAGAAGGAAUAAAAUUAUUUAAGGAAUUAAUAAGUUGUUAUAAUAACAUAAGUGAAGAAGAAUUAGAUAAAAAAGCUAAUGAUGAUAUAAAUAAAAUAAUUGAUUUAGGUGAUGAUAUUAAUGAUCCAACAACAUGUAAUAUAUACAAAUGUAAAGAAAUUUUAUCAAAGUUAAAAUUAAUAAUAAUACAUUUGCCUUCAAUUGAUCCUUUAUUACCAAUAUGCAAAAAAAAUAUCAAUGAACUAUUACUAGCAAGGGAAGUAUUAGAAAAAGGUGUAAUAAUUUCAAUAAGAGAUAAAGAUAUUAAAUCAUUUAAUAUAUAUACAGCACAACUAUUUAUUUAUUAUUUUGAUUAUAAAGAUAUUUUACCGAAAAGUAAAAAACAAAAUGGUAUAUUAGGAGUAUAUCUAUUAUAUUUAUUAGCAUCGAAUUCAAUUGGAGAUUUUCAUAUGACUUUAGAAAUAAUACCUAUAGAAGAUCAAAAUGAUAAAUAUAUAAAGUAUGUUUUGGAGUUAGAACAACAUAUAAUGGAUGGAUAUUUUCAUUAUGUUUUAACAAGAAAAGAUGAAAUUCCAUUAUACUUAUACUCAUUAUUUAUGGAAAGGUUAUAUAGUACUAUUAGAUAUAAAUUAGCCGACUGUAUAUUUUCUUCUUCUAAUUCUAUCAGUUUAUUACAUGCUUGUGAAUUAUUAAAAUUUAAAAGUGAAAAUGAAUUAUAUGAAUUUAUCACAGCUUAUAAUGAAACUAAAACAAGUCAAGGAGAAAAUAACGUAAUAUGGGAAAUAAAAAAUAACAAAAUUUUUUUUAAUAAUAAAACUGUUAAUUCUCAAGAAGUACCCGCUUUAGAAAUAUUGAAUAAUACUAUUGGCUAUGCAACAGAAUUAGAAAGAAUUGUGUAA
Molecule: messenger RNA, 915 nt
Organism: Plasmodium relictum
Lineage: Eukaryota; Apicomplexa; Aconoidasida; Haemosporida; Plasmodiidae
Gene: RPN12
Product: 26S proteasome regulatory subunit RPN12, putative
Exons: 1
Coding region: 1-915 (304 amino acids)
Biological process (GO): proteasome-mediated ubiquitin-dependent protein catabolic process
Cellular component (GO): proteasome regulatory particle, lid subcomplex; cytosol; proteasome regulatory particle
Source: RefSeq, a predicted model, not a curated record